CUGGAAGUCGAAUCAGGUCAAACACGGGCGAGUAGAUUCUGAGAAUGAAAAGGUGUGACGCGUCGAGGUAAUUGCAAGUUUAGUGCGUGUUUUGUGUACACAACGUAUGGAAGAAAUAGUCUUUUGUCCUAGUUAAACCAACGUAAGGAUUUGAAGUCGGUUUUAAAGUUACGCGCUGCACAAAAAAAGCGUCGGUGAAAUGGACGUGAAGCCUAUUUCCAUCACGAUGGACGCAGGCGCUGAAACUUCGGCUGCAUUUCCAGUAGUUUUAAAGAAAAUAAUGGAAACCCCUCCGCCGAAUCUUCUGGAAGGCGACGACGAAAAUGAUAAAGAGAAGCUGUUUGAGAGUGUGGAGUCUGGAGGGGUCAGUGAAAUGGGGCCUUCAGCCGCCUUAACGCCAGCCAUCUGGGAAAAGACCAUCCCCUAUGAUGGAGACACUUUCCACCUGGAGUACAUGGAUCUGGAGGAGUUUCUGAUGGAAAACGGCAUUCCUGCUGCAGAGAAUGAGCAAAAGAGCAGUGAGAAGGAAAACAUACAGCUGAUGGCAGAGGAACCAUCUACAACCUCUGCAGUUAAAACAGCCCCAGCAGUCACUCUGCUACCUGUCAUGGCACUGGAUCCUUGUGAAGAGGAAGUGGUCACAAUCACCACAUCCAGCUUGAGCUCAGCAGACAACAAAGCAGAAGAGAACCGGAUGACACCAGAUCCCAUUAAUCCAGAUGAAAUCGAGGUAGACGUGAACUUCGAGCCAGAUCCCACAGACCUCGUGCUCUCCAGCAUUCCUGGAGGCGAACUUUUCGAUCCCCGCAAACAUCGCUUCUCCGAGGAGGAGCUGAAGCCGCAGCCUAUGAUCAAAAAGGCGAAGAAAGUGUUUGUGCCUGAGGAUCAGAAGGAUGAGAAAUACUGGCAGCGGAGGAAGAAGAACAAUGUUGCAGCCAAACGUUCACGGGAUGCCAGGCGUCUGAAAGAGAAUCAGAUCACAGUUCGAGCAGCAUUUCUGGAGAGGGAAAACUCAGCGCUCAGACAGGAAGUGGCAGAGUUGCGCAAGGACUUUGGGCGCUGCAAGAACACAGUGGCACGAUAUGAAGCCAAAUACGGACUGCUCAGACCGGAAGAAGACAUCUGAGCAGUUAUUGAUUCAUUUGCAUUGUUGAAAGGCAAUAAAUGAAUAAUAGUUUGGAACAAAGAGGAGAAGACAGGAUAGAUUCAGGUGAAUGAUUCAGACUGUAGAGCUAAGUGACGAUCAUGUGCUUAGCAACCUGGUCAACAGCUCUUUUUCUUUCAUUUUAAUGCAAUGGCAUACCCAAUAUAUUCUUCUGAGCUUUGAAGUGCUUUACACCAAUGUAGAAACAAAGGUCUUCCUCAUUUGCUCGUUUACAGGUUUUAUGGCAUCAAAGUAGUUUUAGGGAAUAACGUGCACUAGAAGUCAAAAGUCUGCAUUCAUAAACAACGACUUCAUUUGUUUUCAGUGUACUUUCAUAUGUAUGAGUGUGAACUGUAAAAGAGGCGAUUAUAGAAAUAUGAGGAGUUUGAAUUGCAUUUAAAGAAUUACAGAUUAACCUAAACAACAAAACUGUUGGCUGGAAAUGUAAAUAUAUCAUGUCUGUAAAAAAAAAAGGUUUUGUCUGUCUUUAACUUGACGUGAGCAGAAAACUUUAGAUACAGUCUGUCAAAGCAAGUCUGUAGAUCUUUUAAAAUCUUAAUUUGUUUACUUCAGGAUGGUAGUUCGCCUUUUUCUGGGACUCAUGGAGGUCAGUUUAUGUACAGAAAUACCACGCUGUACACGUGACCUGGUCUUGUAUAUGUAUUUAGGGCAAAUCAAAUGAAGUGCUUAUAUAAAGGAUUUCUUUUUCAUUUGUAUCAUAGGAUAUAUUUUUUUCAGAUAACUAUCAAAUAUUUAACAAAAGUUUUUUUGCAGUGAUAAGGAGGAUCCAUACGUGUCUUGAGCAGCAUGACUGUUUAUAAAAGCACCAGUGUGUUACAUAUCAGAAACCAAAUGCAAACCUCUGCUUGCCACCUUCCUGCUUUUUCAUUUUAGGCACACAUUUAGUCUCUGUCCUUUUUUAUCAUCAGGGAAAGAAGAUAAAGGGUCAGGUCUUAAGUGUCACAAAGUCAUGUCUUUUGCUCUGUGUAUUGUCAUGAAGUAGAAGUUCGGCUGGAAGUUUAAUGUCAGUACUCAAUGUGAGGCCCAUUUGUCCUUUUUUUCAUGUGUUUUUUUCAGAAUGGCAGUUGCUGUAAUGUGAGCUUGACCAAAGCUAAUUUGAUUAAAAAUCUGAAGCUUUUUUGUGGCUAGUACACAAUGACUUAACUUAAAUCAGGCUUGCAGUCUGUAGAAACUCUUUAAAAGCGUACCUUCAGUUUGUCGUUUCUCCUCAAGCUUUCUUUCUAAGUGUAAGAUGAGAAAGCAAAUGCAGGCUGUUCUGAAAGGAACCGUGACUAACUCUGAUAUGAAUCUUGGUUGAAUAUGUAGUAAUUUGUUCAUGUACAAAAAAAUCUUUUUCUAAUUGUCCGUUUCGGAAGUCUUUUCUUUUUGGAUUGUCUUUUAAAUGUUUUUGACUUGUAAAUGUUGUUGAAUGUCUUGGUUUCAUGUUGUACAUAUUAUUAAAAAAUUGAUUUGUUUUA
Molecule: messenger RNA, 2622 nt
Organism: Danio aesculapii
Lineage: Eukaryota; Metazoa; Chordata; Actinopteri; Cypriniformes; Danionidae
Gene: tefa
Product: TEF transcription factor, PAR bZIP family member a
Exons: 5
Coding region: 200-1126 (308 amino acids)
Biological process (GO): regulation of transcription by RNA polymerase II
Cellular component (GO): nucleus
Molecular function (GO): RNA polymerase II cis-regulatory region sequence-specific DNA binding; DNA-binding transcription factor activity, RNA polymerase II-specific
Source: RefSeq, a predicted model, not a curated record